Amaranthus tricolor (Joseph's coat) is the source of this 6538-nucleotide messenger RNA. RefSeq names its product putative 1-phosphatidylinositol-3-phosphate 5-kinase FAB1C. The transcript is spliced from 11 exons. Gene Ontology annotation, biological process: phosphatidylinositol phosphate biosynthetic process. NCBI's taxonomy places the organism in Eukaryota, Viridiplantae, Streptophyta, Magnoliopsida, Caryophyllales, Amaranthaceae. The record is from RefSeq and is a predicted model, not a curated record. The coding region runs from base 1220 to 6259 and encodes 1679 amino acids. Gene Ontology annotation, molecular function: 1-phosphatidylinositol-3-phosphate 5-kinase activity; ATP binding. Gene Ontology annotation, cellular component: endosome membrane.
CUGGAAAAAAAAAAAUCUAUCACGUUUUUAGAAUAACUAAAUAAAAUAAUUAUUUAGAUAAAAAAAAUCCAAAAAAUGAUGGGUUAGUGUUAAUAUUCGUGACUCGUGAGUGAAUAUUGAAUGUCUACUGUACACAAACGCAGAGAGAGAGAGAGAAAAGUGCGUUCUUGCCCAUCUGUGGGGAGACUAGAACUCAAGAGAGACUACAAUUUCAAGCUUGAAAUGUGGGUUUAAAUCUUGAAAAUCUUGUUGAAUUUAGCUGAACGAGCAAAACCUUUGAAAAAAGAGCAAAUUUCGUCAUGCGUUUUCUUUCUAGGCAUUUUAAUGGAGUUGGGUGUUUUUGAGAUUCGAGCUUUUGCUUCUUGUUCAUCAAUGGCGGCAAUAAUAUCAACCCAAGGAAGUUUCUUGGUUUUGUUCCUUCAUUUGUUACUUUUUAGGAGUUGAAUUUUGUUUUACUUACUUUUCUACACUUUCCUAAUUUUUACUCAAUCUCAAUUUACUCAUACAAUACUACUUUUUCCCUUUUUUUUUUAAUUUCUUUAUAUUGGAAUUGAUUGAUUUUAAUCAAUGAAAAUAACCCAAAUUAAUACUCCUUCUUGAUGAGAUAUGAAAAAUAAAAGCUAUUAAUUGCUCUCUUUUUUAAAAUUUUUUUUAUUUCCAUUUUAGUGAAGAUUUCCAAUUUUUUGUGAUACAUACUCGGAUGCUGAAAACCUUGGUGGGAUCAAAUCUGGAAGAAUCUGGGAUUGGCUAAACUGGAAUUUUUCUCACUUAUUUGGUUUUAAUCAUCUUGGUUGGUGCUAGUUUUGGUUGGUGAAUUUCAAGAAUUUCAAGUAGAACCAUCUUUUUGAAUAGUGUAAAUAAUAGGAAUUUUAGUUGUGGUUUUCCUCCUUUUUCAGUAUUUUAUGAACUAGGAGGAUCAUAAUAUCUUUAUUACAUUCAAUGGAGGAAUCAGAAGGAAAGUUGGAAUGGAUCCAUUUGUGUGAAUUCUUGAUUUUCUUCUGAACACACCCCCACCAAAUUUUUUCCUUGUGGGUUGGAUUGUUUUGUUUGCAUUGCCAUAUUUUCAUCCUUUAAGUUGAAUUUAGCUACUCAUUACAUUUGGGUUGAAUUCUAGAAUUGUAUGCUUAUUAUAAAAAGUGAUGUUAGUUAGGUAGAAGGUUUUGUAUGGUUUUGGGAUCAAAGGUUGGGUGGUGUUGUAACUUUGUGGUCAUUUCUUUGAAUGGGAGUGCCUGAUAAUCCUUUGCUAGAUCUAAUUAACAAGGUUAGGUCUUGGGCUGGUUUGGGUAAAACCAAUUCUUCAUUUUUCUCUUUUGAUUUGAACAUGGCUGAGAAUUGUUGUUGCCAGUGUGAACUAAGGCUUUCCGAGUUAUGCCAAAAAUAUAGCUGUCUUGGGUGUAGAAGGAUGUUAUGUAGUUCUUGUGUUCGGGGAUGUGGCUCGUUUGGUCUUAUCGAUACCUUUGAUGAUGAUAAGUUAGAGAAUAUUGUUAAGGCCUGUAAAUUCUGCUCUAAAGCUUCUAAGAGGCAUAUUGAAAAAAUCUACCCUUCAGUGUCUCCGCGUACUAGUCCGGAGCCAGUAUCACCUUCUGCCUGGGAUAAGUUAUGCAGUGAUGAAAUCGUUGUGAGAACAGAAGAUGAUUGUGUUGCUCCUUCAGUUGAGUUGGAUGAUCAUAACUUUUCUCUGCAUAAAAUCAGUAGCAGUAGGUUGGCUUUGGCUAGUCAUCCAUCACAAAGCUCCCUUCAGCACUCACCAUUUCAGAGUGAUGAAGAACCCGAGGAGUCCGGGAGGCAUUUUUUCAGCUCAGCAAGUGAAUAUUGCCAUGAUAACUUUGAUAUAGACACGAGUAAUGUUAGUUUUAGGAAUGAGUUUGAUAGUUUCAGGUCAGCAGGUUCGAGUCCCUUAGACAGCCCUUCUAGGUUUAAUAUUAAUACACCUAGGGAUGGGUGCUGUGUACAGCAAAGAGUUGGAAGCCCUAAACCUCAAAAUGGUGACCCCUCUAGUAUUGCCGUUGUAAGCGAGCUUGACAGAGGGACUGGUGCCCUUGUGGAUGGUGACUGUAGAUCUGAUGAAGUCACCAUCAAUGAAGAGCAUGCUGAAAAACUUUUUAAACCUUUGGAUUUCGAAAAUAAUGAUCAUAUCUGGUUUCCUCCACCCCCUGAAGAUGAAGACGACGAGGCAGAAAGUAAUUUUUUUAAAUAUGAAGACGAUGAUGAUGUUGGAGCAUCAGACGGAUCCUUUUCUAUUGCAUGCCUUCCUGAUUCAUUUCCUGCAAAAGAAAGCCAAAUCGAGGAGCAGAGGGAAUGCUUAAAGUCUGUGAUACAAGGACAUUUCAGAGCUCUUGUAUCACAGUUACUGCAGGAUGCAGGAAUCAAAGUUCGCAAGGAAAGUGAUAGUCAUGAUUGGUUGGAUAUUGUUAGCAAUUUAGCUUGGCAAGCUGCUAACUUUGUCAAGCCAGAUACUAAAAAGGGGGGCAGUAUGGAUCCUGUAGAUUAUGUAAAGAUCAAAUGCAUAUCAUCAGGAAGCCCAAACGAAAGCACCCUGGUAAAGGGAAUUGUUUGUACAAAGAAUAUCAAACAUAAGAGAAUGACUUCUCAAUACAAAACCCCACGGAUAUUGCUCUUAGGUGGAUCACUUGAGUACCAAAGAGCUCAAAAUCAGCUAGCUUCAUUCAGUACAUUGUUAGAACAGGAGAUGAACCAUCUCAAGGUGAUUGUCUCAAAAAUAGAGGUCCAUCGGCCAAAUGUCUUGCUAGUUGAGAAAAGUGUGGCAUCAUAUGCACAGGAUUAUCUACUAGAAAAGGAGAUUUCUUUAGUUUUGAAUGUUAAACGGCCUGUAUUGGAACGGAUAGCAAGGUGCACCGGUGCUUUGAUAACUCCCUCUGUUGAUCAUAUUUCUGUGGCCAAACUUGGACACUGUGAUCUUUUCCGCUUAGAGAAAGUUUCUGAAGAACUCGAGACUCCUAAACAGUUUAAUAGGAGACCUUCUAAAACCUUGAUGUUUUUUGAAGGUUGCCCUAAACGCCUAGGUUGUACGGUUCUGUUGAAGGGUUUAUGUCGAGAGGAGCUGAAGAGGGUCAAGCAUGUAGUUCAGUAUGCAAUAUUUGCAGCUUACCAUUUGUUCUUGGAGACUUCAUUUCUUGCAGAUGAGGGUGCUCAUCUCCCUAAAAUGACUCUGAAACCUUCCUAUUCUGUAAAAGCCAAUUUAACUGACAUUGAAGACGCAAUACCAACUGUAUCGUGUUCUGAUGAUGUUGCUUCAGGCCAAGUGCCUUGUGAAGUGGUAGUAGAUCGAUCUAAAGGAUUUAUAAGAGAAAUAGAGGGAAGUCAAUGUGAAGAAGUUUCAGAGCUUCUUAGUUCUUCAAGUCUUCCUGUGGAUGCUACAUCUGUUGAGAAAUUAACGUGGAAUUCUUUGAAUGGUUCGUCUGAUGCAGCUGUUGAGUCUAAAUCCUCUGCACUUGACCCCAAUUUACUUGGUGUCACUGACAUGGCCGCUGGUGUAAUUCAUCCCUUGCAAUCUGAAUUACUAAAUAAAGUGUUUCCAGAGGAAGAGAAAUUUGAAGAGGUGGAAAAUACUGAUGAAAAAGAAGUCUCUGGUGACUAUCUUGCGGCAACUGAGAGUCAACAGAGUAUAUUGGUUUCUUUUUCAAGUCGUUGUGUUUCUAAGGGAACUCUUUGUGAACGUUCUCGGCUUUUGCGCAUCAGAUUCUAUGGUUCAUUUGAUAAACCACUUGGAAGAUACCUCUGUGAUGACCUUUUUGAUCAGGCAUCAGUUUGUCGGUCUUGUAAGGAACCUGUUGAAGCACAUGUGCAAUGUUACACUCACAGGCAGGGUGUCCUAACUAUAAAUGUUAGGCGACUGGGCACAAUAAAGCUUCCUGGAGAGCGGGAUGGAAAAAUAUGGAUGUGGCAUCGGUGCCUUAGGUGUGCACAAGUUGAUGAUGUCCCACCAGCGACCCGCAGAGUUAUAUUGUCUGAUGCCGCUUGGGGCCUUUCCUUCGGGAAAUUCUUAGAGCUUAGCUUUUCAAACCAUGCAACAGCAAACCGUGUUGCAAGCUGUGGCCAUUCUCUUCAAAGAGAUUGCCUUCGUUUCUAUGGGUUUGGAAAUAUGGUUGCAUUUUUCCACUAUACGCCAAUUGAUAUACUCACUGUCCAUUUACCCUCUUCGAUGCUCGAGUUCAAUAGCCAAAGUAAGAAGGAAUGGAUGAGAAGAGAAAUAGAAGAGCUUAAAAGUAAAAUCAAAACAUUUUACGCAGACGUCAAUGAUGUACUAAUCGUAAUGGAGCAAAAGAGUACAUCUUCAACAAAUGUUUCUAAUUCCACGGAUUUGCAUAAGCACAUUCUGGAAUUGAAAGACAUGCUUGAUAGAGAAAGGAUCCAAUACUUAGGUUUGCUCGAACAGGCCCUGGAAGAUAAUUUGCAGAUGGUUGACGGAAAAAUUGAUAUUUUGGAGCUUAACCAACUUCGAAGAUCCCUAUUACUUAAUUUUCAUGCAUGGGACCGUCGAUUUUACUCUCUGGACGGUCUCCUGAAUUCCAAAAGUCUUAAGCUAGGAGCUUCAGCUGAUACUGGGGCUCAUGAUGAUUGUAAGGAUUUGAAGAAUGACUCUAUGAAGGACUCAAAUUUUGUUGGUGGCGUAGCAGAAAAUGAGUGCACCGAGCCUCAAUCUUUGUCGCAAGAGGAAGUUUAUGGGGAUGGAGAAAUCAGAAUCUGUAAAAAAUCAUUGGAUCUGGUGAACUCUUCUGCACCCGAUUUAUCGGAUAAAAUAGAUUCUGCAUGGACAGGCACUGAUGUAGACGCAUCUCAAGCUGUUCCUGUUGGUCAAGCAAAUCAUGUCGAUAAUCUGCCUCUUAAAAAGUUGACUGCUCCGAAAAGGGUCUAUUCUUUUGAUUCCGCCAUGAGAUUGGAAGAAAGUUUGCACCGAAAAUUGCAAUCUACAUCUCAACUCUCGGCUAUCAGGUCCUUCCAUGCUUCCGGAGACUUCAAAAAUAUGAUAAAAGACCCCCCCUCGAAUUUCACAAGAACCGUUUCCCAAGUUUGUCUGAAUGAAUUACCAUUUACACCUUCAUUUAUCUCUGCAUCUCAUAUGGUUGUCGGUCCCCGUUUACUGCUUCCACAGACAGGUCAGAGUGAUCUGGUUAUUGCUGUCUACGAUGAUGAGCCUACUAGCGUGAUAUCGUAUGCUCUUAGUUCUAAAGAGUAUGAGGUUUGGGUCUCGGAUGACGCUAAAUGGAGUCCGAAAGACAUCCAUAGAGAGGAUUCUACAGUUUCAACUUUCUUAUCCUGGCAGUCUAUCAGCUCUCUAGAAUUGGAUUACAUUAACUAUGGAAGUUUCGGCUCCGAAGACGCUUUGUCGAGGAAUAAUUCAAUGGUGAAGGAGGUGAAGAGAUCUCCUCACUUACAUAUCUCGUUUGACGAUGAUUCUUCAGCCGACGGUGGGAAAGCAAAAUUUUCCGUGAUCUGCUACUUUGCAAAGCAGUUUGACAUGCUUCAAGAAAAAUGUUUCCCGAGCAAAUUGGAUUUUGUACGCUCCUUGAGCCGUUGCAGUAGAUGGAGUGCACAAGGUGGAAAGAGUAAUGUGUAUUUUGCAAAGUCCAUGGACGAGAGAUUCAUCAUUAAGCAAGUAACCAAGACCGAGUUGGAAUCAUUCCAAGAGUUUGCUGUCGAUUAUUUCAAGUAUUUGAAUGAUUCUUUAGACUCCGGGAGUCCAACUUGUCUUGCUAAAGUGCUUGGGAUUUUUCAAGUUUCUGUGAAGCAUUUGAAAGGUGGGCGUGAAACAAAAAUGGAUUUGAUGGUGAUGGAGAAUCUAUUUUUCAAAAGAAAUAUAUCGAAAAUUUAUGAUCUUAAGGGCUCUUCUCGGUCUCGGUAUAAUCCCGUCACAACGGGAUCUAACAAUGUGCUUUUAGAUAUGAAUCUCCUGGAAACAUUGAGAACAAAUCCCAUUUUUCUAUAUAGCAAGGCCAAAAGAAAAUUGGAGAGAGCGGUUUGGAAUGAUACGUCCUUUCUGGCUUCUAUCGACGUUAUGGACUACUCUUUGUUGGUGGGUGUAGACGAGGAGAAGAAAGAGUUGGUGAUCGGGAUUAUUGAUUUUAUGAGACAAUAUACAUGGGACAAGCAUCUUGAAACUUGGGUUAAAGCUUCAGGUUUUCUAGGUGGCCUAAAAAACGCUCCACCAACCAUAAUAUCUCCGAAACAAUACAAACGAAGAUUUCGAAAGGCAAUGACAACCUACUUUCUCACAGUACCGGAUCAAUGGUCGUCAUGAAUUAUCGGUUUUGCUUUGAUUUACCAUGAUUCGUUUCGGUUUACAAAUCGAUUAUUGUUAAGAUAAACAAUAUCAAAUGAUUUCAUAGGAAUACAAAGAUGUGAAGGGAGGAAUUUCCUCCUUUAUUUGAGAUCUAGAAGACUCCACUAUUUUCUUGUUCUUUUGAAAAGGGGCACAAUUGAAGGUGGCCCACACCAAUACAAAAGUGUUGAAUUGUAACAAUGACUAGAUGUAGCUAAAAUACCAUAUGCAAUGUAAUGCUAAUCAACUUUGCUUUCA